Messenger RNA from Austrofundulus limnaeus, 1521 nucleotides. RefSeq names its product fibroblast growth factor 20b (gene fgf20b). The transcript is spliced from 3 exons. NCBI's taxonomy places the organism in Eukaryota, Metazoa, Chordata, Actinopteri, Cyprinodontiformes, Rivulidae. The record is from RefSeq and is a predicted model, not a curated record. The coding region runs from base 41 to 673 and encodes 210 amino acids. Gene Ontology annotation, molecular function: growth factor activity.
CUCCUUCACCCAAACUUUGCCCCCGCUGAGCUCCGACGCGAUGGCCGCCGCUCCUCUCGCGACUCUCGGGGAAGUUGGAGGCGUCCUGCACGGCAUCGACGGCGUCGUUCACGUCGGGGCCCAUUUCUUCCUGACGCCACCUGGGGACGGGCCGACACCGCGCGGGGAGCACCUCCUACCUUUCCCCAGGUACGAGGUGCCGGAUCUGCCGCACCUGAAGGGGAUCCUCAGGAGGAGGCAGCUGUACUGCAGGACUGGCUUUCAUCUGGAAAUACUUCCGGAUGGCACGGUGCAGGGCACGAGGAAGGACCACAGUCGUUUUGGUAUUCUGGAGUUUAUCAGCCUUGCUGUUGGCUUGAUCAGCAUUAAAGGAGUGGACAGUGGGCUCUACCUGGGGAUGAACGACAAAGGAGAGUUGUAUGGCUCUAAAACGCUGUCAGCAGAAUGUGUCUUCAGGGAACACUUUGAGGAGAACUGGUACAAUACCUACUCGUCCAACCUCUACAAACACGGAGACAAAGGGGCACGUUAUUUUGUGGCAUUAAAUAAGGAUGGAACACCGAGGGAUGGGACUAAGUCCAGGAGGCACCAGAAAUUUACGCACUUCUUGCCCAGGCCUGUGGACCCAGAGCGGGUGCCUGAGCUGUACAGGGACAUCCUGGGGCACAGCUGAGGUGCAGCAGCUCGGUGGCCCAGGAAUCAGGAGCAGCUGCUUUGUUUCAAAGAAAGAGAGAGAAAAAACAAAAAACAAAACGCCCCAACAUGCAGGGGAGCAGACCCAGAGAGGAAGCCGGGACGAGGCCAGUGCAGGAUGGUGGGACAGCAGCCCCACCAGCGGGGGGAUAAAGGCACCGGCAGGGGCCUCUUUGGAGGAAUGCACGGAGCCAUCUCUCAGCAGUCACGAAGACGAGGCUAGAAUGUCUCGGCAUGAGGGGCUCGUUUGUUUCAGAAGAUCGGGCGACCCACAAACGUACCUGGAGACAAAUGGGGCGGGGGGGAAACCAAGCUGAUUGGUCUCCUCUGUUGUCUGCAGGACAGAGACAUCAGCUGGCGUCCAACUGGAUGGAAUCAAAAGAUUUGACUUGGAUGUCUUGAGAGUUUAACAAGACCUGAAGGAAUUCAGGGUCGUUGGUUUUACUUGUGUGGAGAGCUUUGGAAAAGAAAGCAUGUAACAGUUUUAUUUAUUCAUUUUUAGAUCAACAUAUUUAUGGUAUAUAUUUAUUUAUUUGAGGUUAUAUUUUUACACAUAGAAUCAUGCAGUAUCAACUAUAUAAACACUGAGUUGCUGUAUUUUAUGCUCUUUUCAGAAGAAUCAGAUUACCCGUUAAAACAGUGUAACCUGACCUAAAAUAUACACUUUUAUUAAAAAAAAUCUCUGAAUCUAACAUGUAUUUUAUCACAAUAUGGCAACUGUGAUUCAUUUUUAUUUGUUUUUGUCUUUUUAAAUUCAAUAACUGUGGCCAAACUGCUGGUAAAAUGUCUUAUAAACCAAUUUGAAGUAAACAAACUAUUAAAAAAUUA